ACUAAAUAAUUGGCAAUAUAUCACCUUCUACGGAGACAUGGACAACUCUUCCGAGUCAAAUGAUUCAACCAGCGGCCAAAAUAAUCGUCCCUCUCUGUCAGCCCCUUCGUCAUCCAUGACCACAUCCGCACAUGACGACCGCACUGCAAGUAAUAAUGUUCACCAACCACUAAUCAACAACCCCUUCUUGCCCCCUCUGCUUGUCCCUCCCCCACAGAUCACCCCCGAAGCAUACAACUACCUUAUCCACGCUUUGCUCGCGUUGCAGCGUUCAGCAGGACAUCAGCAUCCCCUGCCUCUGGGUCAGCAGCACACACAGGGUUUAUCACCUACUUAUGAGUGGCCGCCAUCGAAUAAUACCCCUUCUGUGACAAGCAUGGCUGGACAGCCCCCGGGGUACUCACAGGUGUAUCAUCAUAAUGCGAUGCCUUCGUUUCAGAACUCGCCUCCGCAACCGAUCGAAGCCUCGUCGUCGUUCGCGACAACAUCGCAAUCGGUAGUAGCGCCCACCCAUGUGGUGGAAACCGAGCAGACAGACGAGGCCAUAUCGACCGCAGAGGACAAGCGACGUAGAAACACCGCGGCAUCAGCCCGCUUCAGGGUUAAGAAGAAAAUGAGGACGCUUAAUCUUGAGCGUACCGUUGCUGAUCUAACUGGUCGUACAGAAGAACUUGAGCGGGAGGCUGCAGAUCUGAGACGGGAAAACGGGUGGUUAAAGGAGAUAAUCUUGCUCAAGAGUCGGAGUAUCGGUGGGCUUGGUCCGACCGAGUCCCAGCCAGUAGGGUCAGCUAGCAUUCGGGAAUCGCAGCAAGGCAAUGUCGAUGGCAGUCCGUCCAUCGAGAGGAGAAGCAGUCAGAAGGGUAAGGGUAAAGACAGUGGUUGAUGGGAGAGAGCAGUCACUCCCUUCGAGGAGAGUCCGCAAUUUAUAUGGCAGGGACCACCGUCCUAUUAGCACCAUUUGGAUAAACAUGUAAUAGAUAUUUUGUAUAGGUGGGUGAGCCCGACGCUGACAGCCAAAAUUAUUCUAUGUGUAACGAAAUCAAGGAACUAAACCUUCUGGGCACUAAUUAACACUCGCAAGAGGCCGUCCACUCGUCUCUACAGUAUUAGUAACUCUCGAACGUGGAUGUAAGGACUUGGCU
Messenger RNA from Pisolithus orientalis, 1142 nucleotides. RefSeq lists its product as uncharacterized. The coding region runs from base 38 to 883 and encodes 281 amino acids. Gene Ontology annotation, biological process: regulation of transcription by RNA polymerase II. Gene Ontology annotation, cellular component: nucleus. Lineage: Eukaryota; Fungi; Basidiomycota; Agaricomycetes; Boletales; Pisolithaceae. The transcript is spliced from 3 exons. Gene Ontology annotation, molecular function: RNA polymerase II transcription regulatory region sequence-specific DNA binding; DNA-binding transcription activator activity, RNA polymerase II-specific. The record is from RefSeq and is a predicted model, not a curated record.